AUGACAUUAAUAUAAUCUAGUACAACUCACUGUAACUGGCGUAUCUCUCCUUUUGUUUGCAAUCAUUUUGAGAAACUGAGGUACGUCUAAUGAAAUUCGGGUAAAAAUUUCCUGCAAAACACACCAUUGGAAAACAAAUUCGAUUCAAGAAAAAGCAACAAUCCUUGUUAGAAGCAAAAUUUUUAUUGACGUUGUUUAAGUCAUUUAUUUAAAAUCAAUGGCUGCGACUGCCUUAUUUGCGUGUACCAAAUGCAAUAGUCGUCACCCUUUUGAAGAAUUAUCUCAAGGUCAACAACUUUGCAAGGAGUGUAGAGGAAGUGUUCCACUUGUUAAAUGCACAUAUUGUAGAACUGAGUUUCAAGAUAUCACAUCUAAAAGUAGUUCAUCUCUUGUUUGCAAAAAAUGUGAAGUAAAUAUCAAGUUGUAUGGAAAGCCCAGUGCAUGUGAAUACUGUAAUAUCAUUGCAGCUUUUAUUGGGAAUAAGUGUCAAAGGUGCACUAACUCAGAGAAACGCUAUGGUAAUCCUGUAAAUUGUGAUCAGUGCAAGCAAAAAUGUGCUUUUGACAGAAAAGAUGACAGUAGGAAGAAAGUUGAUGGUAAACUCCUAUGUUGGUUGUGCACACUUUCUUACAAACGAGCGCUGGCCAAAACUAAGCAGAAUGCGGCUCGUCAUUCUGCUCAUGGUAAAUCUUCCUCAAGCCACCACCGUUCCUCUUCAUCUCAAAAUCACCGGCGAUCAUCGAGCCAUUCUAGCAAGUCUAAGAAAGAACAUUCACCAUCCAAGAAACCAAGGCUUGAUUUGGCUAAAUCUGCAAACGGAACUUUACCAACGAGUGAAAGUACAUUACUGGAGUCUAGUACUAGUGAUCAUGUUGUGGCUAUGCACCAAUUAAAAGAUGAAAUAGCUACUCUGCAGAAGAAACUGGCCCUAAAAGAUGCAGAAAUGCUACAUCGGGAAAAACAAGCUGCUGAAGUAAAAGCGCAACAUGGAAUUAUAGAACGGGAAUUGCGACUUAAAAUACAAUCUAUGCAAAAGCAGCACGGUGACCUUGUAGAAGAUUUGCAGUCUAAAGUAAGAGUGCUGCAAAAACAGGUUAUUACACUUGGCAACAAAAACAAAAAAGGCAGAGACACUGAUAGUCCCAACCGUUUAUGAGGAGAAAGUACAUAAUUCAAGCAUAUGACUAAAAUAUCUCAAUCAUAUGAAUAUGCUUAUUUCCUCAUGAUGUUCAUAUGUUUGCCAUCAAGUCAUAAAAGUUUUAAUACACUAUUUAAGUACUUUAUGGUUUUAAUAUAUUUUCUUCAUCACCUAUUAGAUGUAUAAAAAAAAAACAUGUAUUGUUCCCUAAAUCUGAUGUAUUUAUUUUAUCCUUUCUAUUAGUAAUACAUUUUAAAGGCUACUUUUAUUUAUUAAAAUUUGUGUAUAAUAGGCAAUUAUUGAAAUAUUUAUUUUAGCUCUUUGUGAUUUUAAUGAUCGACUUUUAGACUGUUUAAUAUAUUUCUAAGCAAAUUACUAUUUGUAAAUAUUUUUUAAUCAUGGGGUAUAGUUUUAUUCUCGUUUAUCAUUUUAAAUCAUUUAAGGGAUUGUUUAUUUGUUGCUUUAGUAUUUUUUUUUAAAUAAAAUAUACAUUAAAAAAGAAUUUUCAUCAUAUUUUUUUCUUAAUGUUAAAUAAAUGCUUACGUUUAGGAAGGAUGCUAGUUGAUAAAUUUAAAUUGAGUCUUCCUUGAACCCUUGUUUUUUAUUAAGACUUAAGCAUUCUACUUAAAAAAAAUAAUAAUUUUAUCUUUGUAUUUUAGCUUGUAAAUUUAGUAAUUUACAUUUUUAAAAAAGUGAGAUAAUUAUUUUCUUAACCUAAAUAAUAUAAAUUUAUUAGCUUUGUAAUUUUUUUUUGGUGUAUCAUUAUUUUGCUCUAACUAUAUAUUUUUUAUUUUAUUUAUUUCUUUUUUUUUUUGUUGGUAUUCUUAUUGUUAAUUAAGAUACAAAUUACAUUAAAAUUAUUAAUUAUUGAAUAAAGUUGGGACAUGUCAAAAAGUUUUUAAUUUUUAUGUGUCAAUAAAAAAUUUAAGAGAAGGAAAGCCAAAGAGAAAACUUAAAAUCGACUGUUUCUCUUUCCUUGCUUUUGGAUCACACACAAACAUGGAAUUAUUCUAUCUACAAUGAUAAAUUAAGAAUAGAAAAUGGAUUAAUAUCAUAAAAAUCUUGAAAUGUAACUUAAAUUUAAUUUUAUGGUAUUGAUUUAUUUUUGUUACUUAGCAUCACCAUUCAAGAAUUCCAAUAUUGUAUCUUUAAAAAAACUGAAUAAGCAUAUAGCAAUGUCGGAAGCAAUAUUUUGCCAAUUUUCUGUUCAAUAGAUUUAAUUAUUUUCCCCCAUGCAUUUUACUUUAUAGAUAUCCUCAAUGAUCUUCAAUUUAAUUGCUUACUUUUUAAAAAAAAUUGUGUUUGGCACCUUUGUUGAAUCAGAUGAUUUUCAAAUCCUUUUCUAACUAAAAUUUAUUGAUGGUAAAGAGUUAAAGGAGUGAAACCUUGAAUGUUUAAAAAUUAAGAAAAAGAUAUUGAAAAUGUGGAAUUUAUUUUUAUUUCAAAAGAGCACUCUGCAAAUUUUAGAAAACUAGACUUGCCUAUUAAGAGAAAGAGAACAAAAUAAGUAAGAGGAGCAGGUUAACUGGUUCAGAGAAUAUUUAUUUUCACUUUAAACAAACAGAUCUAAAGCUUUCAAAUAAUAUUUUAAGGCUUGGCAUUCAAAAACAAAAUUUAGGAAUUAAAUAUAAAAGUAUUUAGGUAUUACCAUUAAUAAAUUAAGAGAAUUUUGCCCAUUGGACAAUAUAAAAGUAAAAAUCUUGAAUGGUGUUUAUAAAUCAUAAUUCAUAAGUUAGUUCUUCAAAAAAUUUUGAGAUUUUGUUAUUUAUGUGUUAUUUAUCAUGCUGUAAUGAUAAUUUAUUUUAUGUGUAAAUAAUUUUUGUUGUAAUUUAUGAUUGAUACAACUGGAAUAUAAAGCAUUUUCAAAUUUUUUGAAUGAAUUUGUUAAUGUGAAUGUUUUUAUUCUUUUCAUAUCAUUUUUAUUUGCAUAUAUGUUUCUGCUAGUAAAGAAAAUUUAUUUUUGUAGGUGUUAGCGGUUUUUAAUGCCUUAAUCUGUGGUGUCUAUUUAAAUUAAAUGUUUUGUCCAACACAUAAUCAAUGAUUAUAUGUAAAUUUUGUUAAUAACCUUCAUUGUAAUUUAUGGGCCGGGAGCAGUAUAUUGUUAAGCAACUACAGUCAGACCUCGAUAUAAGGUCACCCUAAGAGGCAUCGCAAAAGUGACCUUAUAAGCAGGUUUACCUUUUAACCGAUUCAUUUGCGGUUUGUAACUAAGCACAUAAAAAGUAUACAUGAUUUUUUAAAAAUGGUCCUUCAAUGGUCCAAUCAGCCAUAAAUUAAAUAUUUAAGUCAAUAAAUUUUUACAGAAUUAGUAAAGAAUGAAAGAAAGCAAUUACAAAUUUUCUCAAAGUGUACAUACAUACAUUACAUCUUACCUUAUUUAAAAUAAUCGUUUAUGCAUUUCUGUCUCGUUUUUCGUUUCAUUUUUCGAACAAUGUUUUCUAGAUUGUGUAACUUCUCAAAAUGUUUCUCAGCUCCCUCAUGGUUUGUAAAAUAAUUUCAAUUCCUUAUCAAUCAAACCAUAUUCAGCCUCCCUUUCAAUGGCAUGGCCUCGAUUUUUCAGAUCUUCCAUCAGAACAGAUAGGGGAAUGUUGUCUUCUUCGGUUUCGUCAUCCACGACAUUCAGAGAACUCACAAAACCAGCAUGAUGAAAACAAUUUGCUAUGCAUGUGAUGAACACCGUGUUCCAACUUUUGUACACAUAGAAACGGCAUCCAAGACGGUAACGUGAAACUCCUUUUUUUGGUCGAUGGCAGCGAUAAAGUCAUUCUGGAGGAGCUUACGAUAGUUCACUUUUAGGUUUUGAAUAACUCUUUGAUCCAAUGGUUAGAGAACGGUGUUUACAUUGGGUGGCAAGAAAACAAGCUCAAUUGAGGCUAACUGUGGGAUGUUGGUAUAAGCUGUGCAAUUAUCUGCUAUGAAAACAACUUUCCGCCGCUUCAGAAACUGCCUGUUUUUUUUUUUUUUUUUUU
Messenger RNA from Parasteatoda tepidariorum (common house spider), 4107 nucleotides. RefSeq names its product protein FAM76B. Gene Ontology annotation, cellular component: nuclear speck. Lineage: Eukaryota; Metazoa; Arthropoda; Arachnida; Araneae; Theridiidae. The record is from RefSeq and is a predicted model, not a curated record.